Messenger RNA from Tarenaya hassleriana, 1675 nucleotides. Its product is annotated as cyclin-D5-1-like. The coding region runs from base 211 to 1260 and encodes 349 amino acids. Lineage: Eukaryota; Viridiplantae; Streptophyta; Magnoliopsida; Brassicales; Cleomaceae. Gene Ontology annotation, cellular component: cytoplasm; cyclin-dependent protein kinase holoenzyme complex; nucleus. The transcript has 5 exons. The record is from RefSeq and is a predicted model, not a curated record. Gene Ontology annotation, biological process: mitotic cell cycle phase transition; regulation of cyclin-dependent protein serine/threonine kinase activity. Gene Ontology annotation, molecular function: cyclin-dependent protein serine/threonine kinase regulator activity.
CAUUACCGGUAGACGAACACAGUCUCUCCGUGUUAUAUCUUUCCUGUUUCGCUAGAUUUCAUCAAUCUAAUCAUUUAAGGAAAAUCGGAAACGGAGAUUUAGGAGAUAAUUCACUGCGGGGACAAGCAAUACCCAUGUCCUGGAUUUCCCUUUUUUAUCCUCUUAUUCUUUAGAUGUGUACGGAACAUCGGAGAUCGCUGUCGUCUUUAGAUGGGUGAGAGCGAUGGUUCAGGUAGUGGGAGUUCCCCUCUCUCCAGUUUCCUCGUCUGCCAUGAAACAGAGUCUUGCCUGAACGAGGAGCUCGAUGAAGACGGCGACCGCGAUACCAACGUCGGAACUCGGAGAUCGGUGCACGACUCGUGUUGUGUCGCUGUGGCUAAUGACGAUGAGGAGUAUUUGUCGGAGCUGGUCCGGCGAGAGACCCGUCGCGUCGGAUCAGAACCCGAUGAAAUGGCGUCGUCUUGUGCUGGUCGUACGGUCGCCGGCUCAACCUGGCACAGAUGGGCCAGAUUGGACGCCAUCGAUUGGAUUAUCCACACGGCAGCAAAAUUCGGGUUUGGGCACCAAACAGCGUAUCUGGGAAUUUCCUACUUCGAUCUGUUCAUUUCCAGAAGAUCCAUCGAUGAGGGCAAAUCUUGGGCGAUUCGGUUGUUAUCUGUCGCUUGUUUAUCAUUAGCGGCGAAGAUGGAGGAAUUUAGGGUUCCGGGUUUAUCCGAAUUUCCCUCAGAAGAUUACGUUUUCGAAGCGAAGCUGAUCCAGAGAAUGGAAUUGUUAAUCCUCACGACUUUGGAUUGGAGGAUGAAUUUGAUCACCCCUUUCGCUUACUUGCAUUACUUCCUAUUCAAGUUCUUCAAAGACGAGUCUUUCUCAGAUGGGUUGGCGCCAAGAGUCUCUGAAUCUCUGCUUGCCCUAACAAAGGAGAUCAGUCUAAGGGAUCAUCACUCGUGGGUCGUCUCUGCUGCUGCAGUGUUGGCUGCGUCAGACAGUAGAUUGACGAUAGAAGACUUGAGGACGAAGCUCGGCUCGAUCCCUUGGUGGAUAUCUAGUGAGAAUGAGAGUGCGUAUUCGUGCUAUCGGAUAAUGCAGGAGAUGGAAGAGAAGAGACAGAGGACACCAGAUUCGAUAAUUUCCAUGGAGAACCAAUCGGAUGCUUCAAAGGGUUCUUGUUUGGCACCCGGAGACGGCUCUAAACGCCGCCUAUCUUUCGAUGGUUCUGAUCAGAACCCUCCUCCUCCGGCCAAGAAAGCGCAUCGGCCGUAAAGGGGUUCCCAUUGGCCAUAGACUGAUUGAUGUCGUUUUGGUUAUAGAAAAUUGGAAUACCGUAUGGUUAUUUCAUUGUUUAGUCUAUAGACUAUAGGUUGGUAAGAAGUGUCGUUUCAUCCACCAAAUCUUUGGGGUCUCUUCUCAGAUAACCAAAUAAAUAUUGGGGGGAAUUCACAAAAAAAAAAAAAAUCGAAGCUUAGGUAAAUAUUUUCAUGUUUUUUGCAUUCUCCAACUCUUUUUUUUAUUUAUUUAUAUUAUUAGUUAGAUGUCAAUUUGGGUCAUGGGAUAUUUAGUUGUGAUGGGAAAUAUCUGAUUUUAAAUGAAAGUCCAUCACUUUGUCAUCCCUUGAAACUUUUGAUAGGGGGAUAUGCUCUGUCAUGUGUUAUAUAGGAAUAAAAGAAUUUUUUCCUUU